Molecule: messenger RNA, 1653 nt
Organism: Desarmillaria tabescens
Lineage: Eukaryota; Fungi; Basidiomycota; Agaricomycetes; Agaricales; Physalacriaceae
Product: acyl-CoA oxidase
Exons: 7
Coding region: 1-1653 (550 amino acids)
Biological process (GO): lipid homeostasis; fatty acid beta-oxidation using acyl-CoA oxidase
Cellular component (GO): peroxisome
Molecular function (GO): FAD binding; fatty acid binding; acyl-CoA oxidase activity
Source: RefSeq, a predicted model, not a curated record
AUGCCCUUCUCUCACAAUUGGCCCUCUGAACCUCUCCUCGCCGUCGAUGUCUUCAGGGCGGCCGGUGCGAACGCCAACUCGCGCAACAACGCCCUUGCGUUGUCCGACAAUGCGUACAAGCGUGCAGAGCUCAUCUGGAAGACUUGGGGGCUUACCUUCGAGGACAUCAUCAACCUCACCCCCAAGUUUUGGAAGAUUCACAACGACCCCAUUGCUUGGCAUGACGGUUCUUCAAUCACCAUCAUGACCAUCCAUCUUAACUUAGCUGUUGGUACCAUUGGUUCCUAUGCCCAGGACCGUCCAGAACUCCAGGCUCUGUGCAAGGACAUGAUGGAUUGCAAGGCAAUUGGCCAGUUCCUUCUGACCGAAGCUGGACAUGGCCUUGACGCCACAAACUUGGAAACGACUGCUACCCUGCAACCGGAUGGUACAUUCAUUCUUAACUCUCCGAACCGAUUUGCAUCCAAGUAUAUGCCCCCCACCGUGCCCGUCCUCGGCAAGCCUUGCUAUGCCGUUGUGUGGUCUCAGCUCAUUGUUGGCGGUGAAAAACGUGGUAUCCGUCCCUUUGUAGUCCAGUUGAACGAUGACUUAAUCCCCACUCGUCAUGGUGCGACUCCCGUCAACCAUGCCAUUACCCACUUCAACAACGUCAAACUCCCUUCCACGGCCCUCCUUGGCCCCGUAGGAGACAAGCCAUCCACUCACGAUGACUUCUUGGUCGCCAUUUGGCGUAUCUCCGUCGGCACUCUUGCUCUUGCUUCUCUCGCUCUGCCUGCUACCCAAAUUGCCGCACACAUUGCUUACAAGUACUCCCUCCGCCGAAAAGUUGGAGCACCCAACCCCGUACCCAUUAUUUCGUUCCGCACCCAGCAGAUCCCAAUCUUCACCGCUGUUGCUCAAACAUAUGUUAUUGAGGCCCUGACCAAGCACGCCAUCAAGUACUUCACUGACCCUGUCGCCAGCCACCAGGCACGUCAUGCUAUCACAACUAUCUACAAGGCUGUUGUCAUGGAGCACGCCCAAGCAUCUCACUUCAAUCUCUCUGAGCGUCUGGGUGCUCAGGGCCUGUUUGAUUAUAACCAGAUCGUCACGCAAUUCGCUGAGAUGAGAGGUAUCGUUAUUGCCGAGGGCGAUGUUCUUGUUUUGUCUAUCCGCCUUGCUUCGGAACUGCUCCAGGGUCGUUAUGCCGUCCCUGCUCCCCUCUACCCCCAGAGCCUCCUCGCCCAGCACGAAAAGGGUGUAUUCGAAGAAUGUCGUGCUCUUGCCAAGAAGUACGGUCCUCGCAGCACGCAAUACGCCGAUUACAUUCUUCCCCGAUCCAAGGAUCUCGUUGAGGCCAUUGGACAUCGUAUGGCACACGAAUCUGGUGUUGCUGAACAUGUACCCCAGAUCCUUGCGGACAUCUAUGAGGUGUUUGCAAUCAAGAAGGAUAUCGGCUGGUACCUGGAGGCCGGUUUACUCACCCGUGCUCGUAUCGCCGACAUGGAAAAUGCUGCCAUGAUCUCUGCCUUCCCCAACAUGAACGAAUGGGUUGAUGGAAUGGGUGUCGCUCCUUACGCCAAGGCACCUAUCUUGUCUGAGGCUUCGUGGGAUAACUUCGUCGAUAACAUGUACACUUUCCGAGAGGCACCAGAAGAGAGGGCAUUUAUGUAA